Messenger RNA from Hyla sarda, 3033 nucleotides. RefSeq names its product serine active site containing 1 (gene SERAC1). The record is from RefSeq and is a predicted model, not a curated record. The transcript is spliced from 17 exons. The coding region runs from base 570 to 2540 and encodes 656 amino acids. Lineage: Eukaryota; Metazoa; Chordata; Amphibia; Anura; Hylidae.
AAAAAAAAGGGGUUUUCCCAGUUAUUGAGUGUAAUGUAAAGGUAAUGCACACCUUGCAUAAUUUAAUCGUAGUUAUUUGAGAAAAAGACCACUGCGUGUGAACAUUGCAUUUUGGCGAAUACAUAGAGCUCUACCAGAGCGGGAGGAAAGCAUGCUGUACACUGUCACACCAGAAGAGGGCGCCAACGGGAGACCAACCAAUUCACUGCACCUUCGCCCACUAGGCGGCGCACUUUCCAACAGAUCUCCUUUUUCGGUAUAUAGUAUAUUUCGGAUCUGGUCACCACCUCCUUUAUUAUCCUGACCCGUCCUCCGAUCACUGCACUGUGGACAAAUCACUCUAAUGUAGAAAUCAAGUACAGAGAGUUUCACAGCCGUUUCGUGACGUCAAUCAUGUAAAGGUGGCUCACUUAUUGGCUGCGCUCGGGAGGGGCGGGGCCGGAAGAAGGAAGUCUUUUCUUAGCUGUCCUUCUCUGAGCGGCACUUCCGGUGUGGUGGGAGAGUCACGUGAGCGGUGUCUGUGUUCCUUGUAUAUAGGGCGGUCGUGCUUCCUGUCCGGGAGGUAAAAUAUGUCAGUAGCAGCGUAUUGUCUUAUCUGUUGUAGAAAAAUAACUACUUCUGGAACUGCAUCAACACAAGACAACUGGAAAAAUAUCAGAGGCAUUGCAAGGAUUGCAAGAGCACUGUUUUUAGGAGGUUGUGUGUUUAUCACAUAUGAAAUCCAUUCUCUCCGAAAAGCCAUUACGCUUGAUACACAAGCAGUCCAACAAGAGAAGCUCAAGUCUUAUAUCUAUGUGCAUACUCCUUCAACAGAUCAAAAUGAUUUCCAAGGCAUUACAAACAAAUUGAGGAAAGAGCUUCACAAAACAGCGAUAAAAGCUCUGGAAAUUUCUACCAGACUGUUCAGGAAACAACAUGAGAGAGAUAAAUACAGCAAAUUAAACAUGGAGGACCACGAGCUAUCUCUAUGGCUUCUCUUGAAGGGCACACAGUCUGAAGAUAGAAGAAUCCGAUUGGAAGCUGUCCAGAACAUGGCGGGAAUCCAUUAUUGGCAUGAUUACCAGUAUCGGACAGUGGCACAAGCAUGUGACAGACGAACAACAGUUGGGUUAGCUAGGACUAAAGAUGUUGAUAUGCGAUUCUUCCUUCCACCUCCAGCACUGCCAAAAGUUGAUCAUAACCAUUCAAUGGAGGAUGAGAUACGCCAGUUGCUGUCCUCUCUUCCACAGACAGAAUUUGACCAGUGCAUAAAGUAUUUUACGUCAUUGGCAUUGAGAGAGAGCAGUCAGUCUCUAGUAGCCCAAAGGAGAGGAUUGUGGUGCUUUGGUGGGAACGGGCUACCAUAUGCUGAAAGUCUCAGUUCUGUUCCAUCAGAAAAACUUGAAGUAUACAGCUUACAGGCUUUACUGAAACACUCUAGGAUAUCUACCCAUGUUGACAGUAUAGUGUCAAAUGGAGGGCUGCAGCUGCUGCAGAGAAUAUAUCUGCUCCGCAAGGAUUCUCAGAAAAUGCAACGGAGUAUAAUGCGUGUAAUUGGAAACCUGGCUUUACAUGAGCAUCUGCACUCAAGCAUUGUUGAUUCAGGCUGGAUUUCUUUGCUAGCAGAAGCAAUGAAAUCUCCAUAUGUCAUUCAGAAGUCGCAUGCUGCCAGAGUAUUGGCUAAUCUGGACCGGGAUACAGUUAGUGAAAAAUACCCUGAUGGAGUUUAUGUGCUUCACCCACAUCACAGAACUAGCCAGGUCAUAAAAGCCGAUGUUCUUUUUGUCCAUGGUCUGUUGGGAGCAGCCUUUAAAACGUGGCGCCAGCAAGACCGUGAUCAACCAUUGGAUGAAACUGCUCCUCAAGAAGAUGACUAUACAGAAUGUUGGCCAAAGGACUGGCUGGCAGAAGACUUUCCUGCUUUAAGAAUUAUUUCUGUGGAAUACGAUACUCAUUUAAGUGACUGGAAAGUAAAAUGCCCUGCAGACAAUCACAGGAAAUCCAUGGCUUACAGAAGUUCUGAACUCCUCAAUAAACUAAAGUUGGCUGGUGUUGGAGAACGGCCUAUUAUAUGGGUAUCACAUAGCAUGGGAGGACUAUUAGUAAAAAAGAUGUUGGUUAAUGCCUCAAGGAAUAAAGAAAUGCAAGAUUUGGUAAAGAACACAAGAGGGAUUGCCUUUUACAGUGUUCCCCACCAUGGUUCUCAACUGGCUGAAUAUUCAAUCAAUGCAAGACUGCUACUUUUUCCAUCUGUAGAAGUGAAGGAGCUUAGCAAAGAUUCUCCUGCACUGAAAGAGCUAAAUGAAGAGUUCUUAGAAUUUGCCAAAAACAAGGACAUCAAAGUUGUCAGCUUUGCAGAAACAUUGCCAACACGAGUAGGCAGCAUGUUGAGAUUACAUGUGGUGCCAGCAGAAUCAGCAGAUUUAGGAAUUGGUGACAUUAUUCCUGUGGAAGUAAACCAUCUAAACAUCUGCAAGCCAAAGAGCAAGGAUUCAUACAUCUACCAGCGUACUUUGCAGUUCAUUACUGAUGCUUUGCAUGCUGACCUUAAAAAGCAGUGACCACCCAAAAACUUUCUUAACCUUCCAUACUUUUACCUCACACCUUUCUACUAAAAUUGAAGUGGCUGCUAACUGUAAAUUGUAUGAUUCUAUUAGUUAUACAGUAAAUUCAGUGAAUUUUAAAUUAUAAGCAUUCGGGUGUUGUAUCAUUUACCUAAAGGAGCUGGCUCAUCUCAUUUCUUUUGAGUUUUCUGGCUUCUCCAGUUUAUUAGCAGCAGCCAAAGCAGGGAAGUUAGGCAAUUUGCAUUGACUUUAAUGGAUGUUUCGCAAACAUAAACAGAGUCAAAUCACAAGGGGUCAUUUCAAAAGAGGUGGAAUAAAAAAAAUCAGGCAGAUUUUCAGGUGUACGAAGUGACAAUUAUACCAGACAGGGCAAAAAAAAUAAUGAACGCAGUACUCACCUGCCCAGGCUCUCAUUCCAACACUCACUGGGAUCCUGCUGAUUCAUUGGCUGUGUGCACCCAGUGUAAAAUUUCCAUUGCACAUCCCAGAA